Molecule: messenger RNA, 2589 nt
Organism: Zea mays
Lineage: Eukaryota; Viridiplantae; Streptophyta; Magnoliopsida; Poales; Poaceae
Product: zinc finger MYM-type protein 1-like
Exons: 3
Coding region: 1-2316 (771 amino acids)
Molecular function (GO): protein dimerization activity
Source: RefSeq, a predicted model, not a curated record
AUGGAGCGGUUCUUGAAGAGAAAAUUACCACAGCCAGCGAAUGUCAAUUUAGAUGAACUUGCUUAUGAUCCGGCUGAUAGAAAGAGAAUAACAGAAUAUCCUGGCCUAAAGCUACAAGAAGAGAUAAGAAGAAGGUAUUUGGUUAGAGGUCCUCAUAGACCACAACCUGGUUUCAAGUAUCCUCAAACAAUCAUAGCAAAAAAGCCACGACGCUUUAACCCAGAAUGGUUUGAACAAUAUGAUUGGCUAGAAUAUAGUGAAAAAGUGGAUAAAGCCUUUUGCCUAUAUUGCUACUUAUUUAGAGAUUGCAUUGAAGGUCAGGCUGGAAAUGAUGCAUUUGUGACAAAAGGGUUUUUUGGAUGGAACAAUAAAAAAAGACUUGACACUCAUGUGGGUGGGAUAGGUAGCUAUCAUAACGAAGCUGUGAAAAGAUGUAACAAUUUGCUGAAUCCAAACCAAUCCAUCGAAUUUGCACUGAAGAAGCAACAAGAUAUUGCAAAAGAGGAGUACUUUAUUCGAUUAAGUACUUCAAUUAAUGCUGUUAGGUACUUGUUGCAUCAAGGAUUAGCUUUUCGUGGCCAUGAUGAGUCUGAAGAGUCUGAUAAUAAGGGGAAUUUUCUUGAGUUAGUGAAGCUUUUGGCAGAGCAAAAUGAAAAGAUAAAGAGGGUUGUUCUAAAAAAUGCUCCUGACAAUCAUCAGAUGGUGGCUCCAUGUAUUCAAAAGGAUAUCACUAAUUGCUUUUCAGAGAUCAUAGUGAGUUCUAUUAUUGAAGAAAUUGGUGGUGAUGUAUUUUGUUUGUUGGUUGAUGAAUCGGCUGAUGUUUCUGAUAAGGAACAAAUGGCUGUGGUUUUGCGGUAUGUUGACAAACAUGGAGUACUCAAAGAAAGACUUAUUGGUGUUGUUCAUGUUACUGAGACAACAGCUUCUUGUCUCAAGUCUAAUAUUGAUGCAUUAUUUUCCAAGUAUAAAUUGAGUUGGAAACAAGUCAGAGGCCAAGGUUAUGAUGGAGCAAGCAAUAUGAGAGGUGAGUUCAAUGGAUUGAGAGCUUUGAUUAUGAGAGAGAAUGGUUCAUCAUAUUAUGUUCACUGCUUUGCCCAUCAACUUCAGUUAGUCAUAGUGGCAGUAGCUAAAAAGAAUGAUGAUAUUAGUGAUUUUUUUGACAUGAUAUCUCUUCUACUGAAUGUGGCUGGAGCUUCUUGCAAGAGAAAAGACAUGAUACGACAAAGUCAACAAGAAAGAGUAGAAAAAGCCAUAGGUAGUGGACAGAUCAGUACUGGAACAGGAUUGAACCAAGAACAAUCUCUUCAAAGACCUGGAGACACACGAUGGUGCUCUCACUAUAAGACCCUUAAAAGUCUUAACAGCUUGUUCCCUUCUGUUGUUGAAGUUCUUGAAUAUGUGGAAAAAGAUGGCCCAAAUGAUAAGAAGAAACGGCAAGCUCGUGGGCUACUAGAUUAUCUGAAGGACUUUGAUUUUGUGUUUCAUUUGCACUUGAUGUUGAUGAUCUUGGGACAUGCAAAUUCUUUGUCACUUUGUUUGCAAAGGAAAGAUCAGGAUAUAUUGGAGGCCAUGUCUGAGGUAAAAUUAACCAAGCAAAAAAUUCAGCAAAUCAGAGAUGAUGGUUGGGAAUGUUUAUUGGAGAGAAUAUAUUCCUUCUGUGAAGAGCAUGGAAUUCCUAAGCUUGAAAUGGAGGAACAAUAUAUUGAUCGCCAUAAACCAAGAUCAAAGACAAACAGAACUAAUUAUCAGCACUAUAGAUGGGAUUGUUUAAACUCGGUUCUUGACUUGCUACUUAUAGAGUUCAAUGAUCGCUUUGGUGAAACAAAUUCUAAUUUGCUUACUUACAUGGCUGCUCUUAGCCCCAAGAAUUGUUUUGGUGACUUUAAGGUAGAGAGCUUAAUGGAAUUAGCUAAGCUCUAUCCAGAUGAUUUUAGUUCAGAUGAGUUGAAGGAUCUUGCUCAUGAUCUUCCUAUUUACAUUGAUAAUAUACAAGCAGAUGAAAGAUUUUCUAAUCUAAACACUAUUACUGAGCUUGCUAAAGAGAUGGUGGACAAAAAUAAGCAUCUUGCUUUUCCUUUGGUCUAUCGACUAUUAAAGUUAGUGCUUGUUUUGCCUGUUGCCACUGCAUCUGUUGAGAGGUGCUUCUCAGCAAUGAAAAUUGUGAAGACAAUAUUGCGAAAUCGCAUUGGAAAUACAUUUAUGAAUGAUUGUAUCGUUUGCUUUGUCGAGCCAGCCUAUCUAGCCACAAUAUCAGACAAUGUUGUAAUAGACCGAUUCCAAAAGAUGGAGAAUCGUAACCGCAAAAUGCUUUUAUGAGAGGUAAAUAUCUAUGAUUUAUUUGAAAGAAUAGUAGUAUUGUUAAUUAUCAAAUUAUUUCAUAUCAGUACUUCAAUAUAUGACACAUUAAAUUUCUAUUUUCAGGUUACUUCAUCUUUGUCUUUUACACCAGCUUAUAUUGAUGUCAACGCUAUUUAGCUAUUGACUAUUGGCUGUUUUGGACUACUAUGGAGCAUUUAAAUGGUUUGUAUCUUAUAACCUUUUAUUUUAAUGUACCAUUAAAAUAUAUGUCGUUACACUAGCUAGAAACAA